AUGUGCCAGCCAACCCUCGAGCCGUCUGUUAUGGCUAUUCUGAAGGCAGCCGAGCUCCAUGUUACCACCGACGAGCUCGAACCCGUGCCUUCUCCCCGGCACCAGCGGAGAUAUCAAGUCAGAGUCCCUGAUGGCAGGGCCCUGGAGUUGGUUCUGCCACCCUCCUCCAUGGCGAGACUCCUCAGGUCAGAGCAGUCCCUGAUCAACUCCGAGGCUGCCGUGGUGCGGUGGAUUCGCGAGCUCGUUUCUCACGAGACUUCCCGCGGCCAGAGACCGUCCACGAAGGAGGCGGCCGUCACUUCGCCGAGUAGCGAACCCGAGUUGCCCGACCUCCUUCCGAAGCUGGUCCAUCAUUGUGCGGCUCCCAAGGAGUUCGGCAUCCCUUACAGCAUCUUCCAACGCAACCGCGGCACCGCCAUUUCUGCUCUCCCCGGAGGCCUUACCGAGAAGGAACGCAGCCACGUCGACUUCCAAAGGGGAAGGCUGACCCGUAGGCUCUCAGACAUGAGGUCUCCGUCCGGCCGGUUCGGUCUCGCCGCCAGCGUGCUCUCCGAGGGUCCUUCGCCCAGACGGUCUGAUGGAAGCCAGAGCCCACCCGGCCCGGGAGGUACUCGAACAUGGUCGGCUGCCUUCCACUCCAUGCUCGAGGGCAUUCUUCGUGACGGAGAGGACAUGGCGGUAACGAUCUCGUACUCCGCGAUUCGAAGGCACUUCAAGCGGCUGCGCUACCUGCUUGACUCGGUUAUGGUACCGCGACUGGUUAUCAUUGACGGAGCAGACCAUUCCAACGUGCUGGUCACAUGGACGGAGGGGAGGAGCGACGAUACCCGAAGCGGGAAACAGCGCCGCAAGACUGAGGACACUAAUCCGGAACGAGACUUCACUGGCGGAGGUGGUUCCUCCACCACGCGGAAGCUGAGUGACGAGGACGUCGACGACGGCAAAAGGGGAGAUGGGAAAAAGCAGGACGACGGCGAUGAAGAGAAGGCAGAUGAUGAGAAAUACGGAGAAGGUGAUUAUAAAGGCAUGGGGACUACUAAGAAACAAACUAUCCGGGUUACCGGCCUUCGCGACUGGAGCAACUGUGUUUUCGGAGAUCCCCUGUUUGCGACGGCGUUCAGCGAUGACCCCUCCGAUGCCUUCCUUCGAGGCUUUUACGGCUCGGACCAGCCUGCCGUCGAGUCACCCAACCGGUGCGAGGACGACGACGUUCCUAUUGGAGACGAGCCCAAUUCCCACAUUCGGUUGCUGCUGUACCAGGCGUACCACGCUAUUGUGUCCAUUGUCAGGGAGUUCUACGGCCAGAGAACCGAGAGGAGCAGGAUGGAGCUUGCCGCGAGGAAGAAGUUAACCGAGACCUUGGCCCAGCUAGACGGGGUGGACGACGAACCGAAAAGAAGACACCGACGGCCCAGCGGGGAGAUGUCGCCGGCCAAAAAGGUCAGGCAGAGUCCAGAUGUUGGCCCUUAG
Messenger RNA from Phialemonium atrogriseum, 1470 nucleotides. RefSeq lists its product as uncharacterized. Bases 1 to 1470 code for a protein of 489 amino acids. NCBI's taxonomy places the organism in Eukaryota, Fungi, Ascomycota, Sordariomycetes, Cephalothecales, Cephalothecaceae. The record is from RefSeq and is a predicted model, not a curated record. The transcript has 2 exons.